AUGGUGGGUGGUGAAAUCUUGCCAGGAGAAAUAGCUGUGCACUGCACAUGUACACAGAAAUAUUCAAAGGCAAUUGGGAACGAGGAAACUGGCCAACCACCUGUGCAGUCAAACCGAGCAGGUACACGCAAAUAUCCAAAGCCGAUUGUGAACAGGGAAACUAGCCAACCACCAGUGCAAUCAUAUCGGGCAAAUGGCUGGGGAAAUCAUGCUCGGAUAACUAGUUGUGUACUGCACAUGUACCUAAAAAUACUUAAAGGCAACUCGAAACGAGAAACUGGCCAACCACUUGUGCCGUCAAAUCGGACAGGUACACGCAAAUAUCUAAAGCUGAUUGUGAACGGGGAAACUGGCAAACCACCUGUUCAGUCAUAUCGGGCAAGUGGCGGGGGAAAUCAUGCUCGGAGAACUAGCUGUGCACUGAGCAUUACACACAAAUAUCCAAAGCUGAUUGUGAACAAGGAAACUAGCCAACCACCUGCGCAAUCAUAUCGGGCAGGUGGCUGGGGAAAUCAUGCUCGAAUAACUAGCUGUGUACUGCACAUGUACCCGAAAAUACUUAAAGGCAACUCAGAACGGGAAACUGGCCAACCACUUGUGCCAUCAAAUCGGACAGGUGACUGGGGAAAUCUUUGCCAGACACUUGUGUACUAA
Molecule: messenger RNA, 654 nt
Organism: Prunus armeniaca (apricot)
Lineage: Eukaryota; Viridiplantae; Streptophyta; Magnoliopsida; Rosales; Rosaceae
Source: the annotation of a GenBank genome assembly